Asterias rubens (European starfish) is the source of this 1756-nucleotide messenger RNA. RefSeq names its product large neutral amino acids transporter small subunit 1-like. Gene Ontology annotation, cellular component: membrane. The transcript is spliced from 10 exons. Gene Ontology annotation, biological process: amino acid transmembrane transport. The coding region runs from base 161 to 1699 and encodes 512 amino acids. Gene Ontology annotation, molecular function: L-amino acid transmembrane transporter activity. The record is from RefSeq and is a predicted model, not a curated record. NCBI's taxonomy places the organism in Eukaryota, Metazoa, Echinodermata, Asteroidea, Forcipulatida, Asteriidae.
UGUAUACGAAGUCACACUCUGUAUUUACUUGGCUUCUCGGGUUGAGAUGUGUUCUUGCACGACCCGCAACAAACUAUACACAUUUCAUCAAGAUUGGAACAACCAUCAACAUGUCGAUGUUAAACAUGAGUGGUUUUUGAAUGUCUUAUGUCGGUAAGUGAUGAUGGAUCUAUCCGGGCUUCAAGACGCUGAUGUGGGAGAUGAUGAUGUGGAUUUCAGUCCAGCAAAAAAUAAAUCUGUCGAUGGUAGGAAAAUGUCGAGUGAGAAUGGUGGCUCGAGUGAAGGGGUUAAACUGGAGAAGACAAUCACCCUGUUGAACGGUAUAACCAUCAUCGUCGGCUCUAUCAUCGGGUCAGGUAUCUUCAUUUCCCCUGUCACUGUUCUCUCCAACAGCGGCUCCACGGGCAUUUCAGUCAUUGUCUGGGCCGCCUGCGGGUUGCUUUCCCUGGCAGGGGCGCUCUGCUACGCCGAGCUCGGCACGAGCAUCAAGAAGUCUGGUGGUGAUUUUACGUACAUCAAGAUGGCCUUCGGUGCUGUCCCGGGGUUUAUGUACCUUUGGGUGACCAUGAUGGUAUCGCUGCCGUGUCAGCAGGCCAUUGUCUCCCUCACCUUUGCUGACUACGUCUCGCUGCCCUUCUUUACCGAGAAGGAAUGUCCACCACCAGCUGAGCUCCGCGGCAUGCUUGCUGCAUUCUGCAUGGUUACGUUGACUCUCAUUAAUGGAAUCAGUGUGCGAUGGGCCACACGAGUCCAAGACGUCUUCACUCUGGGGAAGGUUCUGGCACUAAUCCUCAUUAUCAUCAUGGGCAUGAUAGAACUUGCAAAAGGUACUACGAGCAGUUUUGAGAACAGCUUCAACACUGUAGCCGGACUUUCGAUGUCAGCCUCCGGUAUGGCCCAGGCAAUGUACGGCGGACUAUUUGCGUACGGUGGAUGGAACUUUCUGAACUUCUUGACGGAGGAACUUCAGAACCCAAUCAGGAACUUGCCUCUUGCCAUCUUGAUCGGCUUGCCCAUUGUGACCAUUAUCUACGUCUUAGCUAACAUCAGCUACCUUGCUGUUCUAAGUCCACAGGAGAUGCUCAUCUCAGAUGCAGUGGCACUGGCAUUCGGUGAGAAGACACUGGGUGUGGCGUCGGUAAUUAUUCCCAUAUCGGUCGCUAUGUCAACCUUUGGAGGCGUGAACGGCCUACUCUUGGCAAGCUCAAGGCUAAACUUCUCUGGUGCUCGAGACGACAAUUUACCUCAGAUGUUGGGCAUGAUCCACGUGCAGCAGAGGACGCCCCUCCCAGCACUCAUGUUUACGUGUUUAGUUUCUUUGAUGUAUCUGUUCGUCAGUGAUAUUGGCCAGUUACUGAACUACUUUAGUUUCGUGACGUGGACCAGUAUUGGUAUCUCUAUAUCGGGAAUGGUGUAUAUGAGAUGGAGUGAGCCAGACCUGGACAGACCAAUAAAGAUACCAUGUAUUCUACCCGUGCUGUUCGUGUUUGUCUGUGUGUUCCUAGUGGUGUUUGGAGCAAUUGGUCAACCCGUCGAUACCCUGAUUGGCUUUGCUAUAUCACUGAGUGGUAUCCCAAUUUACUUCAUCGGUAUCUACUGGGAAAAUAAGCCAGCAUGGAUGUUAAACUUCAUCGAUUCGACUACGGUGUUGCUGCAAAAAACCCUCCUGGUUGUGCCGCAAAACUUGAAACAAGACUAAGACUCUGGACUGCUGGUCAAACAAACACAACAAAACGCUGAACUUUUUAAAAUUGAC